This is a messenger RNA of Salvelinus namaycush (lake trout), 1377 nucleotides long. It is a transcript of the gene sp7, whose product is annotated as Sp7 transcription factor. The record is from RefSeq and is a predicted model, not a curated record. Gene Ontology annotation, biological process: regulation of transcription by RNA polymerase II. Gene Ontology annotation, molecular function: DNA-binding transcription factor activity, RNA polymerase II-specific; RNA polymerase II cis-regulatory region sequence-specific DNA binding. Bases 1 to 1377 code for a protein of 458 amino acids. The transcript is spliced from 2 exons. NCBI's taxonomy places the organism in Eukaryota, Metazoa, Chordata, Actinopteri, Salmoniformes, Salmonidae.
AUGGCCGCAUCUAUUCUGGAGGUAUGGAAUAUUCUUGAGGAAGCUCGCUAUGGUUCCAGUCCUCUUGCUAUGCUAACCGCUACCUGCAACAAGUUUGGCAGCACCAGCCCGGUGAGGGAUACAGCCACCCCGGGCAAGGCCGGCCCCGGCAGCACCGCUCCAGGCAAGAAGCAGUACACCAUGAGCUCAGAGCUCCAGGGACAGAGAAUCAGCAGAGGAGGAGAGAGCAUGGAGAACUCCUACACUGGUUCCUUCAGCUCAGCAGGGGGGUUACUCACACCCACUGGCAGCCCUCCUCCAUCCUCUGGGGGGUAUACGUCAGAGUACAACCCCUUCUCCCACUCCUUCCAGACCUCCAUGUCCCAGGGCCAGGACCAGUCUCUGCUGGUGUCCAAGGCCCACGCCACGGCCGACUGUCUGACCAGCGUCUACACCUCCCUGGACAUGACUCACCCCUACGGCUCCUGGUACAAGGCAGGCAUCCACCCCGGCAUCACCGCCGCGCCCUCCAACACCACUUCCUCCUGGUGGGACGUCCACCCCAAUACCAACUGGCUGAGUGCCCAGUCCGACGGCCUCCAGGGAUCCCUCCAACCCGUCCCUCCCCAAGCCUCCCUCAGCCCCCAGCUGCCCAGCUACACCUCUGACUUCACCUCUCUGAACCCAGCUCAGUACCCCUCGGUGGGCCUGGGAUCCACAUCACACCUCCUCCAGUCCUCCCAGCACAUGCUGCCUCAGGACAUGUACAAGCCCAAGCCGGUGUCUGGCGGGGGGCUGAUGGAGAGUCAGAUGGGCCUGAAGCCUGCUGGUGGAUCACGGGGGUACGGUGGAGGAACCACCACUGGCCGGUCCAACUGUGACUGUCCCAACUGUCAGGAGCUGGAGCGGCUUGGGGCCUCGGCUGCAUCCCUGCGGAAGAAGCCCGUUCAUAGCUGCCACAUCCCGGGGUGUGGGAAGGUGUACGGUAAGGCCUCGCAUCUCAAAGCCCACCUCCGCUGGCACACCGGGGAGAGACCUUUCGUCUGCAACUGGCUGUUCUGCGGGAAACGUUUCACACGUUCCGACGAACUGGAGAGGCAUGUCCGUACGCACACCCGAGAGAAGAAGUUCACCUGCCUGCUGUGUAACAAGAGAUUCACCCGCAGCGACCACCUCAGCAAGCACCAGAAGACCCACGCAGAGUCUGCCCUGCAGCAGGCCAAGACCGGGGAGGGAGAGGCUCAGGACCCCAGGAACAACGAUGAUACGGCAGACCCCAAUAACCUCAACACGGCCGUGCAGAAUAUCAACGUCCCCAGUGAGACGACUACCAACGGAGAGGAGAAGACUGGCUCAGCCAACGGGGUAGAGACGAGCAGUGGACUGCUGGAGAUUUAA